Messenger RNA from Aspergillus melleus, 1725 nucleotides. RefSeq names its product putative ribosomal assembly complex component Ipi3 (gene IPI3). The transcript has 2 exons. Gene Ontology annotation, molecular function: protein binding. Lineage: Eukaryota; Fungi; Ascomycota; Eurotiomycetes; Eurotiales; Aspergillaceae. The coding region runs from base 1 to 1725 and encodes 574 amino acids. Gene Ontology annotation, cellular component: nuclear pre-replicative complex. Gene Ontology annotation, biological process: DNA-templated DNA replication; rRNA processing. The record is from RefSeq and is a predicted model, not a curated record.
AUGCUUUCAGAGUAUUUCAUCGCGUCCACAUUGGCGUCGGCCAAAGCUCCGACGUCGAAUAGUCUCAGGGAUGUAGGGAUCUGCGUUCAUGAAUUCCAACCUGCUCCCACCCUACGCUCCUCCUUCAAGAAGAGCUCGACAGCGGCCAAUUGCCUGGCCGUAAGUCCGUCGCACGUUUUCGCAGCUCAAUCAGAGAAGGCCAUUCUUCACGUGUAUAGCCGAGAAAAGGGAAACCAAGAAGCUACUGUCCCCUUCCCGGAGCGUAUUCGCAGUAUCGCAAUUGCGGGGAGUAAGAAUGGCGACGUUGUGGUUCUGGGCACUGAGGGAGGCCGAUUGAUUCUAUGGGAGACAUGCACCGGCAGACAAGUCGCCACGACCGCGUCACAUUUAAGUCCAGUGACCGCGCUGGUGGUGGAUCCCAGCUCCAACUUCAUUCUUUCCGGCUCUCAAGAUGCCAACGUCCAUGUCUGGUCGUUGGCCGACCUUCUGUCCUUCACAAAGGCCCCCUCUGGUCGGGACAGACAACCUCCGAACUCCCCCAUCCGGACUUUCUCGAACCAUCGCGCCGCUAUCACCUCUAUCGCAGUCGGACAUAGCACCGGCCGGUAUAACAUUGCUGUUUCCGCCGCCCAGGAUAACACCGCCAUUGCCUGGGACUAUCACACGGGCCGUGUUCUACGGACAUACCUCCUCCCUUCGAGCGCAACCUCUCUAACGCUCGACCCCGUGGAUCGGGCUUUCUAUGUGGGAUACGAAGAUGGCAGCGUCCAGUCUGUAGAUUUCUACAAGAGCAAUUCGAUCCAGCAUCCUCUUCAUGACCCGUCGCUACAAUCCACUCCCUCCCAACCACCAGCCGAAGAUCGAUGGGCUCCACCGACUGCCGAGUCUGGAGCCGCGCAUACACUCUGCCUCUCCUACGAUGGCAUGACACUAUUAUCCGGCCACCAGAACGGAAAAGUUCUCUCGUGGAAUGUCGGACGACGGAAAUACGCCUCGACUGUGGCUGAUUAUACCCAUCCCGUAACGAAUCUUUUUAUGCUCCCACCCAAUGGUCUCCCACAGCCCAGUCUUGAGCUGCAGCGAACGGCGCACACGAUCGUCAAACCCAGAUACGACAGCACCCUCUCCGAGUCUUCCCAGACCGCCGGCGUUGUACCGGCCGACUACACAUUCAGCACGCACCUCCUCCCGACCUCAUCUACCCCUACGCAGUCCAAACCCGAUCAGUUCUCCGACGCCUUCACCAACGCCACCUUCCCCGAAUCCAUGAUCGAAGAGGGUCUGGCCGAGCUAUCCCUGUUCAGCCAGGGCGGCGGCGCCAGCGGCACCCCCAUCCCAUCCAUGGCCUACGCAACACCGAACGAAGACACGGCCGCCAAAGACUCGCACAUCGCAUCCCUGGAGACCGAAAUCGCGCAGCUCAAGAAGAAAGCCUUGAUCAACGAAACGGCCCGCCAAGCCACCACCAACGAAGUAACCAAACUCCGCUCCGACCUCGUCAACCUACACGACCACAUCAGCCAGCUCCACCAGAGCCACGAGCAGACGCAGCGCGAAAAAUCCCUCCGACAAGCCCGCAAGGAAGCGCGCGAGACCAAGCGCCGAGAAGCCUGGUUCGCGGCCGAGAAAAAGGGCAAGAAAGGAGACGCUGUACUCCGAAAAAUGGACGCCGAGGAAAGCGAGCAGACCAGUGACUCGGACGAUCAUAGUAGUGAUGAGCAAUAA